GCGACCCCACCAAUUCAAAAGAAACAGGUCAAAUCUAAAAAGUUUUUUACUAGACGUGGCCCAUCUCCUUUACGUCCUCAAACCGGCAGUCAAAGAGCAGAGCAACCUACCCUUAACCGUCCCACCCCAACAAUACAACACCAAGAAUCUCAACAACAAAUAAGCGUAUCUGCCGCUAUUCAGGCUGAAUUGGACCAGUUGAAGAGAGAAGUAAGCUCAUUGCGUUACGAACAUUCUGAAGACCAACAAACAAUUGCCGAGCUAAGGCGGAAACUGGAAACCGAACAAAGUGAACACAAACGCAGCAGUGAGCGAAUAAGAGAGGAAACCAAAAUGGAGGUACAGGAAUUAGCUAGAAGGAAUGAACGUGAAAAGGAAGAAGCUCGUCGAGAAGCGGAUAGAAGUGCACAGAUGUUAAACAGCAUUAGAGAACAACAAGGACAUUUCGACUCAAUGGCUACACGAUUGGAAGGCCUAAAUUUUGGGUUGGUUCAAGUGAGGGAUUUAGUAGCAAAUGUUAAUGAAAGCAACAAUAAAAUGGCAAAGGAAUGGCAUGAACAGCAAUUAGAGCAUUGGAAACGUUUAGACGAAGAAAGAGAGAGGCUGGAGAAUUCUAUAAGGACAAUGGAGAAGGAGAUGGAUCAAAUGAGAGAAUCUUAUCAAAAGGCUGGUUUACUCGGAACGUCCCACUUCAGUCCCUGGUCGUUUCAGUCCCGAGCUUGUAACUCGGGAAUUUGGAAAUAA
Messenger RNA from Meloidogyne enterolobii, 744 nucleotides. The record is from the annotation of a GenBank genome assembly. NCBI's taxonomy places the organism in Eukaryota, Metazoa, Nematoda, Chromadorea, Rhabditida, Meloidogynidae.